Thermothielavioides terrestris NRRL 8126 is the source of this 2815-nucleotide messenger RNA. RefSeq lists its product as uncharacterized. The transcript has 5 exons. NCBI's taxonomy places the organism in Eukaryota, Fungi, Ascomycota, Sordariomycetes, Sordariales, Chaetomiaceae. Gene Ontology annotation, biological process: cytoplasmic microtubule organization; cytoskeleton-dependent intracellular transport. Gene Ontology annotation, molecular function: dynein light intermediate chain binding; microtubule binding. The record is from RefSeq and is a predicted model, not a curated record. Gene Ontology annotation, cellular component: centrosome; cytoplasm. The coding region runs from base 124 to 2418 and encodes 764 amino acids.
AGUUCUGGCCUGGAUAUUCGGAGAACCUUAUAACGUUGACCCUGAUCGGCGACGUUCCUCUCUGCCUUUUCCUGCACCAGCCUUUGAACUGUACUCUACGAGACUCGAUCGAUCCCCGCGACCAUGACGCAGUACGGCCCGCUCACUCAGGCGGCCCUCCUGAAAUGGGUCAACUCGUUCGAGACUCGGCGCAAGGCCGAGACGCUGCAGGAUCUCCGCGACGGCAUCAUCCUGGGCCAGAUCCUCGAGCAGAUGCUCGCGCCCGAAUUCCACUCAUCCCGGCUUGUCCAGAACCCAACCUCGGAGCACGACAGCAGGCAGAACCUCGAGACAGUCUACCGAGGCCUGGCCAGGUUCCUGCGCACCGACAACCCGCUGCUCGCCCCUUCACCCUCCGAGUUCCGCGCCAUUGCCGAGAACCCGACCGAUAAUGCGCUGUGCGAGUUCCUCACCGCCUUCGUCACGGCCGCCUGCAUGGGAUCCCUCUCGACGACGUACGUGCCCAAGGUCAUGAUGCUCGACCAGUCCACCCAGACCGAGGUCGCCAAGAUCAUCAGCCAGAAGACGCAGUUGAAGGAGGACAAGGAGCAAACGGCAGGGGACCCCUGGCUGGCAGAGGACGGGGACGCCGACCUGGGCGUCGACAUCCACGCCGUCAGAGAUCCGGAGCUGAUGUCCGAAGAGCUGGAACAGAUGAAGGCCAAGGUUGAAAUCCUCAAGAGGCAAAAUGCUGAUCUGCAAUCACGGCUCGACAAGCUUGCCGUGUCACGCCAGGCCCUGUCGGACGACCUGAAGGCCGCCCAAGACGAGCUGGCGUCCCUCAAGCGGACUAGGGGCUCUGACGUGACGUCCGCCAUCCGGGACCUGCGCAACGAGAUUCGCGAAAAGAUGGCUGAGAUUGACCGGCUGGAGGACCUACUGGAGAAGGAAACCAUGCGCUCGACGAGGCUCGAGAAGGAGAACGAGAGCCUGCGGGCCAAGGCCCAGCGGCUAAAGGACCUCGAAGACAAGGUCACGGUGCUCGAACACGAGACGAAGCAGCAGCAGCAGCAGAUCAAGGGCUUGGAGAACUACAAGAAGAAAGCCCAGGACCUGACAAUCAUACAGCAGCGCAACCGGGCCCUGGAUGAGCAGAUCCAGCAGCUCGAGCAGGACCUGAAGACCUUCGACGAGGUCAAGGCGCAGAACCGGAGGCUGCAGAAGGAGAUUGAGGAGAAGGUCAAGCUCUUGACCACCAACGAGCAGGAGAUCAUCUACACGCUGCAGUCCAAGAAUGUCCUGCAAGACGCGAACGAAGAGCUCAAGAGAAAGGUCGAGUACCUCGAGUCGAAACGCCAACUGGACGAGAGCACCAUCAGGGAACUCCAGGAGCAACUCCAGCUGGGCGACGUCGUCCAGUCCGGCUCCGACAGCCCCGGUGCGAGCACUGCCAAGUUCAACCUCGAACAGGAGCUCGAGACCACAGCUGAUCCGGCCGUUGCCCUGCGCCUUGAAGUCCAGCGCCUCAAGGCCGAGAACGGCCUGCUUCGCAACAACAUGGCCGUGGCAUCCGAGAACGAGAGGCUGCGCAGCGAGCUCGAGAGCGCUAACCAGAAGGUCGAGCACUACCGCCUCCAAUGCACCGAAGCCAUGGAGAAACACGCCGUGGCGCAGGAGCAGAUCAACGCGCUCAUCAACAACGCCACCGGCGAAGGGGACGCUGCCUUUGUCAACAUGCGCCGAGACCUGCUCGCCGCGACGCGCGAACUCGAGAAGCUGCGCAAGCGCGCGCAGGAGCUCGAGCGCGACGGCGCCGACCGCGAGCGCGAGCUGCUCCGCCUCAAGACAGAGCUGGACGCCAUCGGACAGGAACAGACGGCCGCGCUGGCCGCGCUCAAGUCGUCCGACGAGCUCAUCUCAGAGUCGCUGCGCACCGAGCUCGAGGCCACGCGGCGGCAGCUCACGCAGCGCACGUUCGAGCUCGACCAGAUGAAGGAGCAGCUCAUGGGCGCGCUCGUGUCCAAGGACAAGAUCCAGAAGAAGCUGGACGACGCGCUGACUUCGGCCGCGGCGGGCCGGGAGGAGGCACAGCAACAGCAACCGGCCAAGGGCAAGAAGGAAGAUGCCGAGAAGAUCGAGAAGCUCAAGACCGCGCUGAGGGUGAAGAUGGAGCAACUGGAGAAGUCAGAGCAGGAGAAGUAUGACCUCCAGCGACGCCUCAAGCUUGCUGAGAGCGGUGGUGCGUAUGCGGCUCAAAAGGCCGCCAGCGACCAGAUCAUCAAGAACCUGCAGCGCGAGAACGCCAUGAUCACCACCGCCUGGUACGACCUCACCAGCCGCCUGCAGAGCAACCACGUCGUGCUGCAGCGCCGCCACGACACGCCCCGCAGCUGGCUCAACAAGCAGCGCCAGAUGGUCAACGCCACGCCCAGGAGGUAGCCAGCCCCCCGUCCCCACUCCCCGGCUGCUCCUCCUCCUCCGCUGUCUUGCUGCUGCUCUGCGCGGCCCGCCGCUGGGCGGCUUUGGCUUUUUUCGGCGUCCUGCUGUUGUAUGUUGUUGCCGUUUUGGUGGUGGUGUGGGUGGAUGCCGGCCGGGCUGCUGCUGGUAGGUGGUGGUGGUGGCGGUUGCGCCAGCAGCAGCAGCACCAACAGCGAAACAAGGCGGCCGUUCUGGGUGCUGCUGUGCGUGACGUGGGUGUUGCUCCACGUACAGCAUAUCGUAUGCGCGAGUGAGCAUACUUUGCUCUCAGGGUGGGCUUACCUUCGUAUAUUGUGAACUGGGAUUGAAGGGGGAGGAUGGCAUGCUUGUUGUUUGCGGGUUCCUUGUCGGGCCUGGC